Triticum urartu is the source of this 1207-nucleotide messenger RNA. Its product is annotated as PLASMODESMATA CALLOSE-BINDING PROTEIN 3. The record is from RefSeq and is a predicted model, not a curated record. Lineage: Eukaryota; Viridiplantae; Streptophyta; Magnoliopsida; Poales; Poaceae.
UAUAAACACCGAUUUCGUCCCGUAAUAUCCGGUUGAUUGGAGCGAGAUAAAUCCAUCCCAAUUACUCCUCUCCGUAAAUCCUUUGCCCUCUAUCUACUAGUAGUACCAAAUAUAAAAAAGAGGCAGUCCAGUCCAGGGCAGGGCCGUCGUACAUGCAAACAGCUUUUCCUUUUGAGGCCGUGCUUGCGUCCUUGAGAGUUCAGACUCUGGAGGGUCCAGAGCUUCCGUUAUCCCCCAGGAAGGAAGAGCGAGGAGCAGCAAUUCAUCCUUCUUGCCACUAAACCGGCGAUUCGGUGGCCGAUCAAGGUGUUCGUGGAGGAGGAUCAUACAAGUCGAUCGGGCGUUCGGAGGACACUGCUGGGAGGAUGUUGACCAGAAGACUGCAGGGGUGCAGCAGCGUUCUUCUGCUCGUGUUUCUCAUUCUCGCCAACGCGUCAGGCACCUUCUCUGAAGAACAAGAAGCUGCUGAGGAGAGCAGGAGGCGGUCGCUGGCGACGGGGCAGUUCUGCGUGGCGAAGCAGGGCGCGGACCCAACCGCGCUGCAGACUGGGCUCAACUACGCGUGCGGCCCCGGCCACGCCGACUGCGGCCCCAUCCAGCCCGGCGGCAAGUGCUACAAGGCCAACGACCUGCCGGGGCUCGCCUCCUACGCCUACAACGACUACUUCCAGCGCAACGCCGCCUCCGGCGCCAGCUGCAACUUCAGCGGCACCGCCGUCACCACCUCCGACGACCCCAGCUCGGGGCAGUGCGUCUUCACCGGAAGCUCCAUGGCGGGAGGCUCCAACGGCACGACGCCGGCGGCGAGCGCCCCUACCAGCCUCUUCCCGCCGUCGACCUUCACGCCGGGCUUCGGAGGGGGGCCCACCAGCUCCUUGACCCCUCUGGGGGACGACGCGGACAGCGUCAUGGCCGGCGCUCGCCGGGCGCUCUGCGUGCUGCUGCUCCUGCUGCCGCUCUUCCUCUUCUGAUCGACGCCUCCGCUCGACUGUAAAUUCUACUCCAUGGCAUGGCAUUCGUUGCAUUUUACUAGGGAAUAUUACUAUCAGGUCACAUGAGAGGGAGGGUCUCUAGAGUGUCGUCAUCUUUACAUGUUUUUUGUUCUUCAGAAGUAAACCAUAUGUGGGUGUACAUGUCAGGUCGGAUCUUCUAUAAACCAAACUAUACUAUAUGUAAAGGAUGUUUUUCCCUUCCUGAAAUCUAAAAA